Scedosporium apiospermum is the source of this 861-nucleotide messenger RNA. RefSeq lists its product as uncharacterized. The transcript is spliced from 4 exons. Bases 1 to 861 code for a protein of 286 amino acids. NCBI's taxonomy places the organism in Eukaryota, Fungi, Ascomycota, Sordariomycetes, Microascales, Microascaceae. The record is from RefSeq and is a predicted model, not a curated record.
AUGUACAUGUCCCUCUCCAACAUGUUGGGCCUCGCCCUCUCGUCCUGCGCCCUAGUCAGCGCCAGCGCCUCAUCCACCGACGACACGAUGAUCCGCCGCCAAGUCAACGCCAAUAGCGUGUCGACCGCCGAUUUCAAGUCCCGAUUCGAGCAGUCUGGCAUCGUUCCCGAGGUUAUCGCCGCGCUUGAUCCCGCUGUCUCGUUUUACGCUUCGUACAAGACUAGUACCGGCCAAGAUGCUCUUCUCGUUCCUGGUUCGACCCUGACAGUUGCUGAGGCUGCUUUCCCAUUCGAAUUCUCCGUCGAGAACCUCGGGAAUGCGACCAACAUCACCACUAGCACCAGAUAUCUCAUCUAUCUCCUGGACGCCGACGCCCCGAGCCGCAAUGACCCCUCCGCCCGCAACCUCCGCCACUACCUCGCCGGCAACUACACCCUCUCCAACACCCCCUCCAGCGUCCUCCCCACCGCCCAACGUCUCUUCCUCCCCUCGGCCGCCAGCUUCCCCUUCACACCCUACCAGCCACCCCAGCCGGCCGCCAACACCGGCGUCCAUCGCUUCAUCUAUGCGCUGUACACGCAGCCUCCGCAGUUCAACCUUGCCAAUUUUGACUCUGUGGGCAUGUCUCCUGAGACUUCGAACUGGAGUCUCCCCGAAUGGCGAAUGCAACUCGGUCUCGGCCCCGCCAUCGGCGCCACUUUCUUCACCAUCGAUACCGGCGCCAACAACGGCGAGGGCACCAGCGGUCAAGUCGAUACGGUAGCCCAGGGUGGCGUCACCGCUGCGGCCUCGGGUCUUUCCUCGCCGAUGUAUCCGGCCGCCUUGACGGCGCUUACUCUCGCAGCGCGCCUUAUGGUGUAA